AUGGGAGUCAUGCAGCUCUUGGUUUACAUGGGUCCCAGCUUCGCCCAGCUAGCGACUCCCUGGGGUCCUGGCUUCCGUGCUCGCGGGCCCUCUCCCUCCCUUUGGAGGAGGCGGAGGUGUCUGCGACGCUGUGAGUCAGGCUCUGGCUGCAGCCGUGGCCGGCCUGGCGCUGCGGAGCGCGCACGGGCAGCGGGGGAGGCAGCGGCGCCAGCCCCGUUCGCUCCCCGCCCCCAAGCGGUCCUGGUGGCUGCUGCAGCCGGGGUCAGACCAGGGGCUACCCAGCCCGGCCGUUGUCCCCUGAUAUCUCUUCACCGGUGCCAGGCCCAGGGCCCCAGCCAGUGCCCAGCCCUGCUGGGAGCCCCGGCCAGCACCACGGACGGCACCCAGGAAGCCCGAGUCCCCCUGGACGGGGCCUUCUGGAUUCCCAGGCCACCAGCAGGUUCACCCAAGGGCUGCUUCACCUGCGUGUCCAAGCCUCCUGCCCUGCAGGCUGCAGCGGGCCCAGCCCCUGAGCCCUCAGCCUCGCCCCCCAUGGCACCCACUCUGUUCCCCAUGGAAUCUAAAAGCAGCAAGACUGACAGCGUCCGGGCAUCAGGUGUCCCCCAGGCCUGCAAGCACUUAGCUGAGAAGAAGACCAUGACGAACCCUACAACAGUCAUCGAGGUCUACCCCGACACCACGGAGGUGAACGACUACUAUCUGUGGUCCAUCUUCAACUUCGUCUACCUCAACUUCUGCUGCCUGGGCUUCAUUGCUCUGGCCUACUCCCUCAAAGUUCGGGACAAGAAGCUCCUGAAUGACCUGAAUGGAGCCGUGGAAGAUGCUAAGACAGCGCGGCUGUUUAACAUCACCAGCUCUGCGCUGGCGGCCUCCUGCAUCAUCCUCAUCUUCAUUUUCCUGCGGUACCCCCUCACAGACUACUGAGCCCAGCAGCCAGUGGCGUUGGAGACACAGCACUGAGACUGAUGGUCACUGAGAUUCAGGAUGCCGAGAGUGUGGGGCAGAAUGGGCUUCUACCAAGGCCCAGAGCCAUGCAUGGCAGCAAGGCCACCAGAAAUUGAGUGCCCAAUGGAGCGGCACACUCCUCCCAGCCACCCUAUCUGCCUCCUGCCCUGCCCUGUUGUCACUGGAUCUCUGGGCUCCCUCUGUUGCUGCCUGGUUGCCAGUGACUUCCCUCCCUGACCCAUGUACCCUACCCAAGCUCUUGCAUCCCUCAGACCUGACACCCAGCAAGAAGGGCUUAUGUGGGAGCUCCCAGAAGGGGAGCUGCCAGCACCUGGGACUCCCUCACUCCUGACCCCAACUUCCUCUAAGCUGUGAUCCCUGCUCCAAGCUCUUGUAUCUGUGAACUUUCAUUAAAACGUGUGCC
Molecule: messenger RNA, 1369 nt
Organism: Microtus ochrogaster (prairie vole)
Lineage: Eukaryota; Metazoa; Chordata; Mammalia; Rodentia; Cricetidae
Gene: Ifitm10
Product: interferon induced transmembrane protein 10
Exons: 4
Coding region: 1-924 (307 amino acids)
Cellular component (GO): plasma membrane
Source: RefSeq, a predicted model, not a curated record